AUGCAUAAAGUUUUGUGUCACUUCGUGCGCUGGAGGUAUUUACCGCCGACGCUGCCGCGUGCGUGUCAAAAAUAUCCUCAGCUCGUGCAAGAGACGAGGCUUAAGAAGGGGUUAGCGCAGGAAGUGAAGGACGGACACAAUCAGCAGGUGGAGACCUACCAAGAAGACGUCAAGACAGGCCGCAGGCCAAGCGUGGACAAUCCCGACGACAAUUUGUUCGUCACAUGCCCCCGGAUGAGGCUCAUGAACUUCGACCAGUCCCACGGAUCCCUUGACAACUUGGUCACUUGUCCUAGCGAGGAACCAGACCCAAACUAUCUCGCCAACGCCAAUGGCACUGCUAUCACUGCGGCGUUCGCGGUCCCUGAGCUUGCAUGUAGGAAGGAGUUAGUGAGAUCGCCGACUAUCAGGUGGUGCUCGUUGUUCUCUCUGAACGAAUUCAUGCCGGCGAUCUUUCGUUUAGGGCUUGUAUUGGCUACGUGGCAGAAAUGCCACGCGGCGCCUGUAGGAAUCCUGCUUAACUGCGCGGUGCUUACGAACAUGGUCGUCGGCGCUCUACUCCAGUUGUACACUCGCUGGAAACUGAUUAAGGAAACUUCGACGAGCGUCCCGAAAGUCGUGGAAGCUAGUAAAAAAGUGGGUCAGGGCCACGGUAGGCGCCGGGCGUGUGCAUUUCAUCCAGACAGAGAUCGUUUGAUUCGGGGAUAA
Molecule: messenger RNA, 708 nt
Organism: Ectocarpus sp. CCAP 1310/34
Lineage: Eukaryota; Phaeophyceae; Ectocarpales; Ectocarpaceae
Source: the annotation of a GenBank genome assembly